This is a messenger RNA of Beta vulgaris subsp. vulgaris (sugar beet), 4446 nucleotides long. RefSeq lists its product as hypothetical. NCBI's taxonomy places the organism in Eukaryota, Viridiplantae, Streptophyta, Magnoliopsida, Caryophyllales, Amaranthaceae. The coding region runs from base 931 to 4038 and encodes 1035 amino acids. The record is from RefSeq and is a predicted model, not a curated record. Gene Ontology annotation, biological process: regulatory ncRNA-mediated gene silencing. The transcript has 3 exons.
UAGACUCAAAAACUAUUAAAUCAAUUAGUCCUAUGGAAUAAAGGUUAUUUAAGACUAGUUUUAUAUGCACGUUAUACGUGCGUGAAAUAUAACUACUGAGGUUUUUUAGGGAUCGAUUUUUCCUUCUUCUUUUUCACAAGUCAAAUUACUGCAGUUUGUAAUUAUAUUUUAAUUACAUAUAUUUUUAUUAUUAUUAUUUUUUUUGACAGAUUAUUAUUAUUAUUAUUAAUUGAUGGUAUAUUAGUCAAAAAAGAUAGACGCCAAAGUGAUAAGAGUUCCCAUAUAUAAUAGAGAUAUCUGCAAACCUACCCGUGUUAUUUUCCAAACUUAUCCAAAAAAAAAAAAAAUUUGCCAUCGAAAAUUAUAAAAGUUCAACCUCUCCUCACCCUCUUCUCUCUCAUCGAAAUUUUGUUCUGCAGAAACUCCCCCAAAACCCCAAUGUCGCCAAACGCGUUAACCUCCGAUGAACUUUUGCUCCUUUGACAAAAUCUGAAAUACUUCUCACUGAUUAAUUCUCUCUCCUCCAUUGAUAACGUCGUUCUCUAAUUUUCCUUCGUUUUCUAGAUUAAAGUUCGAGUUUUCUCUUUUUCCCGCCGAGAAAGAUAUUCCUAGGGUUUGUCUUCUCCUUUUCUUUUUCUAAUCUCUUCUUCGCCAAAACAAAUAUUAAUUUCGCCUGUUUUUUUGCUUGGAUUCUGCAUAUUUCGGUUUAUAUUUUGAAUUUUUGAUGCAGGGUUUUUAUAAGGUUUUCAAUUUUAUGAUUUUUUUUUGCGUUUUAAACAUCAGAAUACAAGUUGAAAUUCACUUUGAUUUUGCGGAGAACUGAUAGAAUUUUUUUGUACUUCUUGUUGUUUAUUAUUAGUACUAUUAGUUGAGUAACAGAACAUAGGAUUUCAUAUUAGUUGUAGUUUUUGGAUUUGAAUUUUGAGGAAGAUGAUGCGGAAUGGAAGAAUUAUGUUAGACAGUAGUAGUAGUAGAAGCGAGAUGAUUUUACAUGGUAUGAGAAUUGGUGAAAGCGAAUCUGGUCGUAUUCAGCAUUUGGCUGUUGAAGGAAGAGAGACUAGCUUGAUGAUGAUGAGAAGAUACAGUGAUGAAGAAUUGCGAAAUUUUCCGCGGUCUAGUGAUCAGGAUUUUCCAACUAGAGACUACGAUACGACUUCGAAGUUUCAGUGGAAGUCUUUGUUGAAAGAAUCAAGGAAUUUAAUGGCUGAUGGUGGCAGGAGAUAUGAUGAAUUAGUGGAGAGAUCAAUACCCAUUGAAAGUGAGAUGAUUAAUAAUGUACCCACAAAUGCAUACUAUGUUGGUAGUGCUGAUUAUCGUGAACGUACUAGGAAUUUGACUGGUCUUUUGGUUGAGGAUCCAGAGUCUCAUAGACGUAGAGGGAAUGUGACUGAUCCUCCAGCUGAAGAUGUUGGAUAUCAUAGGCACACUAGGAAUAGGACUGGCCUUCCAAUUGAAGAUUCCAGAUUUAAUGGACGCACUGAAAACAUGGCUGGUCUUGUGGUUGAAGGUGCUGGAAGUGCUGCUUGUGUUGGGAAUGUGAAUGGUCUUCCAGUUGAAGAUGCUGACCAUCGAAGGCGUACUAAGAGUAUAACCUGUCUUCAGUUUGAAAACGAUGGGAGACCUCAAGUAAGGGGAUACCCACAGCAUAUGGAUAGGGAUACUUUUACGAAAGCAUAUGAGGGAAAUGGUUCUAGGUCUCGCACCGAGGAUAGCCCUCAUAGUUUGACGCCACAUUCACAGUCUAGUGGUCAACAUACCCCCUUUCGAGGAACUUCAUUUCCGAAUGUGGAACUACACCAGGAAGUUUACCAUCAUCAUGCCGAUGGACCUGGAACUGGCAGUAGUAUUCGACCUUUAACUGGCUAUAGCUCACAGUAUAGUGGUCAUUGUCAACGUACCCCAUCUCGAGGAAUUCCGUCUACAAAUUUUGAAGGUCUACAGCAGGAUGUUUUUCAUCAUCCUUCUGAUGGACUUGGAACUGGUAGUAGUAUUCCGUCUUCAACCGGCUAUAGUUCCUAUGGAAUAGUACACUCUAGAGCUGGUAGAAGCGCAUGUCCUGUCUCAAAUGAAGGCGGUAAUUUUCUUAGUACAGAGUAUAAUGACAUGGAUAGACAUAGUGUCUACUUCCAUUCAGAGACUCAAAGGUGUGAAAAGGUCUGUAGAAGGGGUUUGUCAAAAGAUAUCUAUGACAAAUAUGAGAAUGUGCAAGAUUACAAUGACUACAGGAAUUCAUUUGGAAAUGACACUUUGGAUCCUGCUUCACCCGGAUAUGGAUAUGCUGGUAACUCUUGUAAUUGUGCCCUAGAAGAGGAUGGAAGACAUCAUUCUGAUCACACCCAGCAAGAGGCACAAAUUGUGGAUCUACAUGAUAUUAGGACUGCCCAAGAGAUAGAAUAUGGUGGGGCUAACAUGUAUUCAUUGGACAGAUAUCUUGAAUAUCAGAGAGAGGCUAGUCAUGAGCCUUUAUUUUGCGGGGAGGAGUGUUCUUAUCAAAUUGAUGCACCUGGUGUAUCAUAUCAACAGCAAACAUGGUAUAAUCAUAUAUUAGAGGAAGGAGCUCUAAAAAAAAAUGAAGGUUCAUGGCAGAUAUCGAAGUCUCAAGAUAUUGAUUUAUGCGACCAACCCAAGAGGAUGUCCAAAAGAAAGCGUGGUAUUGUUGGAAAGACGAGGUUGCCAAAGCACAGAACUUCUACCUUGGGUGGUAGAGGUGCUCUGAGCUAUGACAAUAGACAUCUUAUUGUUGAGCCUGAUUCUUAUAGGAGCUCAAGUGAUCAUUUUAAUUCAAAGGAAAAUGCAGGAUUGUCUAAAUCUGAACCUGAACUGCCAUUUGCUGGUUUGUCCAAGGAACUGCAAAGCCGUUUAAGCAAACCUUGUGAAUCUGGUCGCAAUGAUGUGAAAAGCAGGCUGAAGCACCCUCGUUUUAUUGCUCAUCAAAAUGGGCCGCCAGCCUCUGAAAUUUUAAGUGGGAAUGUUAACAGCUGUGUCAAGACUUCUCCAAAUGUUGACCAAACAACAUCUGCUCCACAACCUUGUGGUAAAGCUCAGCGCACUAGCGUUAGAAAGAGGCUCAAACGAGAUGCUUACCCUGUUGAUCCUCAAGUUUCACAUCCUGACCUUAACUUAGAGUCACAACAGAAGCUAGCUACAAAAAACUCUGAGAGUACAAAAGAAGUCAGUCUUUUGCAAGAAGCUGAUGUAGACCAUUCAAUACUUAAGGUGAAAUCUACAGAGAAGGAUCCGCCUGAAAAUUCUGCAGAACUUAAGCAUCAGGUGGACCAUUGGUUUUUGAAAUGCAUGCUUUACUUGAAUGCAAACAUGGGUCGACAAAAAAAAUUUAAGGAGCAAGGAAAGGCUGGUCCGUUGAAGUGCAUCAUAUGUUCCAGUUCUAAAGAGUUUCUCCAAACAAAAGACGUUGCGACGCAUGCAUUCACUUCUCUUAAGAUUGGGCUUAGAGCACAACACCUAGGCUUCCAUAGAGCUUUAUGUGUCUUGAUGGGAUGGGAUACGUCAGUUGCAUCUAAUGACCGAUGGAUUUGCAAAUCUUUGCCUGAUGUUCAGGCUUGGGCUAUGAAGGACGAUAUAAUUGUGUGGCCUCCUGUUGUUAUCAUUCACAAUGGCUCUCCUAGAGACUUAAAUAACAGCAAUGAGCAGGUGAAGAUUUCUAUUGAACAGCUUGAGGAUACUUUGAAAGAUAUGGGUUUGAGUGAAGGGAAGACCACAAUAUGCCGUGGAAAACCUGGAAAUCCAAAUAUUAUGCUGGUGAAGUUCAAUGGAACUCUUUCGGGCUUGCAAGAAGCAGAAAGACUUCAUAAUGUUUUUUCUGAGAAGAAAAGGGGAAGGGCUGAACUCCAAGAGAGAGAUUCUAGAACGGGGUGCCAUGAGGGAGUUGUGCAAGAGCCAGAAGCCAAGAUAGAAGAUGUGCUAUAUGGGUACCUCGGAAUCGUGGAAGACUUUGACAAACUCAAUUAUGAUAUGAGGCGACAUUGUUUUGCAAAGAGUAGGAAGAAUAUCCUUGCUUGUGUGGAUAAAGCUACUUAGGGCAAGGAGAGGAUGCAACAUACGACAACAAACUGUUAGAUGCAUUUUGUUACAAGUGCCAGUGCUAAGAGAAGUAGGCACUUUGGACUAAUGAGUUUUCUUUUGUUGAUAUAUUUUUGGUAGUUAAAGAAUUGUUGGAGGCCUCAAGCCACUAAUAGGGAAAUGAUUUAGACUUCUAACAUUGAUUUUGGUGUUCCUUCUUGUGAGUAGUGCACGGUUAAUUGUGCCGUUGUAGGAGUGCCAAAAUCAAUAUUCGGAGUGUAAAAAUCAAUCCCCUUAAAGAACAUGCUCGUUCCUGCUUGGCACAUAUGUAGAUGUUUUUGCUUUGUUUAGUGGUCCUCUUAUUCUAUGAUCGAAUACAUAUUGAUAUAUACCUUCUGUUUUGUGAUAUGUAUGUCUUUUCUUGUU